This is a messenger RNA of Prunus armeniaca (apricot), 855 nucleotides long. The record is from the annotation of a GenBank genome assembly. NCBI's taxonomy places the organism in Eukaryota, Viridiplantae, Streptophyta, Magnoliopsida, Rosales, Rosaceae.
AUGACAAAAAAAAAGAUCAUCAACAACGAACCAAUUAGCCCCAAUGAGGGCUCCGGGUUCAGCAUCCCGGUCAUAAGCUUAGAAGGCAUCGCCAAAGACGCAGGUCAACGUGCCCAGGUGGUCAACCAUGAGAUUCCAGUCCAGGAUCUGGAGGAGAUGAUUGAUGGAAUAAGAAGGUUUCAUGAGCAAGAGCAAGCAGUGAAGGAGGAGAUUUACUCGCGCGAUUAUACCAAGAAGCUGCUAACUGGAGGGACACCUCCUCAGGCUCCCAACCUUGAAGAAUUACCUUCAAUCUGCAGGGAUAUAGUGGUUAAUUACUCGGAGAAAGUAAAGAGUUUAGGGGCCACUUUGUUUGAAUUGUUGUCUGAAGUGCUUGGGCUAAAACCCAACCACCUAAAGGACUUGGGCUGUGCUGAGGGACUAUUUUUUCUGGGUCAUUACUACCCAGCAUGUCCUGAACCAGAAUUGACGAUGGGCACAAGUCAACAUUCUGAUAGUAGCUUCCUCACGGUUCUCCUACAAGACCAAAUUGGUGGCCUCCAAGUCCUCCAUGAAAAUCAGUGGGUGGAUGUUAAACCAAUUCAUGGAGCUCUAGUCCUAAUCUCAAACGACAAGUUCAUUAGUGUGAAUCACAGAGUCUUGGCCAAAAAUGUAGGUCCAAGAAUUUCUGUGGCAUAUUUUUUCAGACAGCAUCUUCCACCGGAAAAUUCUUCAAGACUGUACGGGCCAAUCAAGGAGUUGUUAUUAGAAGAAAAUCCUCCAAUUUAUCGGGAAACUACGGUGAAAGAUUUUGUUGCGCAUUACUACACGAAAGGGCUGAACGGGGUCCCUGCACUGGAAUAUUUUAAGAUAUGA